Ilex paraguariensis (yerba mate) is the source of this 1783-nucleotide messenger RNA. The record is from the annotation of a GenBank genome assembly. NCBI's taxonomy places the organism in Eukaryota, Viridiplantae, Streptophyta, Magnoliopsida, Aquifoliales, Aquifoliaceae.
ACUUUGAAUCAAAUACAAAAACUACUCUGCCAAGAAACAAGCCCCACCUCAACACUCACCCCAUCAUUGCCACCAAGAAAAAGAACAAUACUCACACCCACAAACUCAAAAUAACAAUAACAAUUCAAACAUUCCUUCAACAUCUUUCAUUUAUUUGUCUUUUAAUAGUUGAUUUUCCCUGUUUUUUUUUCCCAGUUUAGUUGUGUGUUUUAGGACUAAUAUACAAGGAAAUGGAGACGGGGGCUUCUUUUGCUGUUGAGUGAGUGGACUUGGCUGCUGGGUUGUUUCUGGUUUUGUGCAUAAUGGGAAAUUGUUGGUUUAGGUCGGAAUAUGCAAUAUACAGGGUCUCUUCCAACACAAAGUCAGAGUCUCCAAAAGAUCAGAGUCCAUCAGUGAAGGAAAGGAAUGAUGACCGUAAGCUACCAUCAAAUCCUGAAGAAGUAGAAUACCUUCGUCGUAGUUCAGCGGCAAAUCCAUUGAUUGUGUUCACAUUUGAAGAACUUAAAACAAUCACUGGAAACUUUAGACAAGAUCACAUGUUGGGUGGAGGAGGAUUUGGAAAUGUUUACAAGGGGUUCAUUUUUGAAAAUGUAAGGGAGGGGCUUGAUCCCAUUCCCGUGGCUGUUAAGGUUCAUGAUGGCGAUAAUAGUUAUCAAGGCCAUAGAGAAUGGCUGGCCGAAGUGAUAUUUCUUGGGCAUCUUUCUCAUCCAAAUUUGGUGAAAUUAAUUGGAUACUGUUGUGAAGAUGAACACCGGGUCUUAAUUUAUGAGUAUAUGGCUCGGGGCAGUGUGGAAAACAAUCUAUUUUCAAGAGUGCUGCUUCCUCUUCCAUGGUUUAUUAGAAUGAAGAUUGCAUUUGGUGCCGCUAAAGGACUUGCCUUUCUCCAUGAAGCUGAGAAACCUGUCAUCUACCGUGACUUUAAGACAUCUAAUAUAUUGUUAGACCAGGACUACAAUGCAAAACUCUCAGACUUUGGCCUUGCAAAAGAUGGACCAGUGGGAGAUAAAUCUCACGUUUCUACCCGCAUAAUGGGAACAUAUGGGUAUGCAGCCCCUGAAUACAUUAUGACAGGCCAUCUGACUCCUAGGAGUGAUGUUUACAGCUUUGGUGUCGUUCUUCUCGAGCUUCUCACAGGAAGAAAAUCACUAGACAAAUCACGACCAGCCCGAGAACAGAAUCUUACAGAUUGGGCUCUCCCUUUGCUUAGAGAGAAGAAAAAAUUGCUCAACAUUGUAGAUCCAAGAUUGGAAGGAGAUUAUCCAACAAAAGGAGUUCACAAGGCAGCCAUGCUGGCCUACCAUUGCCUAAACCGUAAUCCAAAAGCAAGGCCUUUGAUGCGAGACAUAGUAGAUUCCUUAGAGCCUCUUCAGGUUACUAGCGAGGUUUCAACAGGAGAGAAGUCUACAUUGUCCGUGAUUAGUGAUAAAACAAAUGCAGAACAUCAAAAAAAAGGUGCCUUCUGAACAUUAGUUCUUUUUUUUUUUUCACACUGCUUGCUUUUAUUCAUCAGUGUUGUUCUGGAUGAUGUAUAACUUGUGUUAGACAGAGUGAGGCUUGAUUUUUUUUUUCUUUCUGGUAAAUAAUGUUUUACAGUCUCAGGCAGUUGGUUCUAUAGGGGAACACAUCAUUAAUCUAAAUGGGUAUACGUUUGUAAGAGAUUAGCUUUCCACAAUGACAGUCAGCCUUGGGAUGGGUGUUUUGAAAUUGCUUAUAAUGUAAUUGCCAGAGUUGGAUACCAUGGGACUAAUUGAAAUUGUCCUGCUUCGAUGAAAGGAAGAGGUCA